Molecule: messenger RNA, 3094 nt
Organism: Solea solea (common sole)
Lineage: Eukaryota; Metazoa; Chordata; Actinopteri; Pleuronectiformes; Soleidae
Gene: hnrnpcb
Product: heterogeneous nuclear ribonucleoprotein C
Exons: 10
Coding region: 247-1275 (342 amino acids)
Cellular component (GO): nucleus
Molecular function (GO): RNA binding
Source: RefSeq, a predicted model, not a curated record
CCGUAGUCGCCAUUUUGUGUUCGCUGGUUUCAAGGUGAUAGAAUCAGGCUGCGGAGCAACGAGUGGAUUGUUUCCUACUCAAGUUAAAACAGCGUUGACUUUUACUCGUUUUUAGUAUUAAGCUCCCGUUUUUGAAGCCACUUUUUUGAACUGCGGCAAAUCUCCCUCGACAACCCUCUUCUCUCCAGCAGAGUCAGACAGACAGACAGACAGGCAGGCAGACCUUCACCGAGCCGAGUACAGACAAUGGAUUGGUCGUCGUCCUCCUCCACCACCUCCAGCCUCAUGGCCAGCAGCAACGUGACCAACAAGACGGACCCGCGCUCCCUCAACUCCCGCGUCUUCAUCGGCAACCUCAACACCCUGCUGGUCACCAAGGGCGACGUGGAGGCCAUCUUCUCCAAGUAUGGCAAGAUCGUGGGCUGCUCCGUCCACAAGGGCUACGCCUUCGUCCAGUUCGCCAAUGAGAGGAACGCCCGCUCUGCUGUGACCGGCGAGGAUGGACGCAUGAUCGUGGGACAGGUUCUAGACAUAAACCUGGCAGGUGAGCCGAAGCCUCACAGAUCGAAGACGGGGAAGCGCUCAGCGGGAGACAUGUACAGUUCAUCUUUUGAUCUGGACUAUGACUUUCAAAGAGAUUACUAUGACAGGAUGUACUCAUACCAGUCCCGCGUUCCUCCUCCACCUCCACCUCUGUCCCGCGCCGUCAUCCCCUCAAAGCGUCCCAGAGUCAGCGUGAGUGGAGGAGUGAGCAGGCGAACCAAAACCAGCUCCUCCUCCAAAGGCAACCAGAGGACCUCACGCACAAUGAGGGUAGACGAUCUGCAGAACAUCAAGAGAGAGCUCACGCAGAUCAAACACAAGGUGGACGACCUGCUGGAGAGCUUGGAGCGCAUGGAGAAGGACCACAGCAAGAAGUCGGGUGAGCCUCAACGAAGACAGAUGAUCGUAAACCGGAAUGUUUACGGUUCAAGAAGGGACAUUGCAAUAAAAAGCAAAGAGAGCAGUUACAUGGCGAUAUCUAAUGACAUGAAGAGCUCCAAGCCCGAGCCCGGCGAGGUGUCCCCGCUCCACUCGUCCACCUCCAGCAAGAAGGACGACGGCCUGAUGAAGCGAGACAGAGAGCUGAACGACUCCGAGGAUGACGGAGAUCUGCUAGAGGACGAAGACGAGAUGAAAAGCAGAGGGCGAGACGAGGACGAGGAGGAGGAGGAGGAAGGCGAGCAUGAGGAAGGAGAGGACGACGGAGACAGCGCCAAUGGAGACGAGUCCUAAAGCUACACAUGCAGAUGACGUGUCACAUCACGUUUUUGGUUUUUUCCCCCCCCACAGCACACUGGUACACGGUGGUAGCACAUUUCCAAGCUGAUGACUGGACACUUGUAUACAGUGAAACUGUAGAUGCACAGAUUCAUUAAUAUGUCUCUUUUACUCAUUUUUUUUUAUUUACUCGUUUUUUUUCCUCAUGCUUUUUUUUUUUUAGACUUUUCCUGACACUGGAUUAAUGCAGUAUUUUUUUUUUUUUUAGAUUAAGUGCUCAUGUAGGAAAACUUUUCCAUUAUAUAGUUCUUGCUCUUCUUGGCCUGACUCUCAACUUGAUAUCAGUCACUUUGUUUUCCAAGCAGUUGUUUUCAGUGUAUUGAAUCAUUAGAAUCUGUUGAUUACCCGUUCUGUUACCAUCUUGUCAUCAUUACCGUAACUCCUAGACCGUUUGUGAUAUCUAGAAAAUUCAAAAACUAUGUAGAGGAUAAAGCGGUAGAAGAUGGAUGGAUGGAUACCGGAAAGCAGAGAAAUAUACUUGUCAUUACGGUAGAACCUAAGGACCUACAUGAAAGCCCGUUUGUGACAUCAUCUUCUCAGUACUGUAAUCCCUAAAGGGUUUUCCAAGAUAAUGAGUUAUCUUGGAUAAAGGGGGCAGAAGCACUCACUCAUUGACAUUUUUUUUGACAAUUCUCCAGCCAUAAAAUCUAAAUAAAUCCAGGUGGCCUGAUUAUAAUGACGGUCACAAAAGAUCCGUCACAGAAUCGUUCAGGACUUCCUGCAUGACCCGGAGCGCAGACUCCGUCCAGCUUUCAGUAGUGCUGUUGCUAACUACACCAGACUCCUCUGUUAAAUACUGAGAUUUUAGACAUUUCCUUUGCUAAACGUUGGAGAUUAACGCAUGUUUUUGGGAUUUUUAAGUCGUUUUAACUGAUCUACAGUUCGGCAUUGUUCGGCUUGAUUCUUGUGUCAGACUCUCUGACCCAUCAGUGGCUGUCAGUCUGUUGACGUCACAUUUUAGUAUCGGUACCUGGUACUAACGCUAAUGGAAAAGCAAAACAAGGGAGUAGAGCCGAGCUCGAACUGUAUAAUGAAAAAGCGACAUGCAUUUGAACUCAGGACUCGGAGCCUUUACAGCAUAAAAAAAAAUACAACAUUUUAAGCAAGUGAGUUAUGAUUUGUUGCCAAAAUCUUAACACAUUUCAAAUUUACAUUGGCAGACAUUUUAAAUAAUAAAAGUAAGAAAAGAGACAAAAUACCAGACAUGGUAGAUUUCCUUUCUUAAUCCCACGGUUGUGCAGCUGCUUCCUAACCAGCAGGUGGCAGCGUGUCCCAACAACCGGACAACCACAUCUCUGUUCACCUUUUAGCAAAUGUGUAGAAAACAUGUUGUUGGACUGAGCAAAAUCCUCACUUUGUGUCUCGUACAACUCUUACUUAUGACGUUAAUGGACCUCAUGCAGGGCUACACCAUGUUUGUUUUCAGUUUGUAAUUCUGAGGUUAAAAACAAACAUGUUUUUUGUUGUUGUUUUUUCACGUCCAUCUUUGGAAACAGCCCAUCUGGAUGCGUUUGGCUCAUAAACCAGGUUCAGGUGCAGUGGAGAACGACAUAAAAGGGGGUGAUCGUGCUGUAGAUGUAGUUUUUUAUUGUUGGACAGACGGGUCGAGGCUGGAUUAAAGUGUUUUUUUUUUUUAUUGUCUUGUCAUAAACUUUUACUGCGUCAGUUUCUCUCCUGCCUUUAAGACGUCCAUGUUGUUACUUUUACUGUUAUUUCAACUGAUUAUGAUGCUUUUCUCUAAUAUUUCUGUAAAAAUAAAUCCCUCCAUCUACAA